Molecule: messenger RNA, 4473 nt
Organism: Myripristis murdjan (pinecone soldierfish)
Lineage: Eukaryota; Metazoa; Chordata; Actinopteri; Holocentriformes; Holocentridae
Gene: gcc1
Product: GRIP and coiled-coil domain containing 1
Exons: 4
Coding region: 464-2947 (827 amino acids)
Cellular component (GO): Golgi apparatus
Source: RefSeq, a predicted model, not a curated record
CUACUUCCGCUUUGGACCAACAUGGCCGUCGUUUGCUGACAGCCAAACAGCACUAAUGCCAGCUGUGUAAUCUGAUUGUCGUCUCCAGCUGGCUCUGUAGCUCGCUGAGCCGGGACGCGGACGCUACGUGUCGGUGUCGGCCGGUCCGGACGCCCCGCAUCACCGACAGCAGCAGCCGGCCGGUGCCGCUGCGGCGGACGGGACUCCCAGGUCUGUGUAGUGAAACUGAGGCUCAUCUCACAUGAAAUGGAUUACUCCUAAUAGUCAUCUGACCUGCAGAAAGUCAACAAUCCAGUGUCAUCAGACCAGAAUGGCAACUCUUUUCACCUUCAUGUGUUCGUCAUGAGUUGUCUCAGAUAAGUAAAGACAUUGUGUUUCCUUCCAUGUGGGAUUUGCAGUUUAGCCAGUGAAUAUGGACGCAAGCUGAGCUGAACUUUCUUGUGGCUAAAACUGCACCUGAGCCAUGGAGAAGUUUGGGAUGAGCUUUGGGGGCGGCCCCAGCAAGAAAGAGCUUCUGGACACUAUUGAAUCCCAGAAGAAGCAACUGAUCCAAUACCAAACCCGUUUCAAGGAUGUGGUCAGAGCGUAUAAGAGCCUGCUGAAGGAGAAGGAGGCUCUGGAGGCGAGUCUCAAGGUACUCACUGUGUCUCAGGAGGUUGAUCUCAGCCAGCGCACCGAUGAUGGCCCCCUCUGCGGGGCCUCUGCAGCCUCUGUUACCUCCGACCUCCCAGAUGACCACUGCUCCCUGCACAGUGAGGACAGUCUAGACACUGCUGCCUCUGCCGACACAGCUGCCAGCAUAACCAGCGAGAGCACCAGAGGUGAGCAGGCUGACGAAGAGCAUGGUGGAGCCCCUGGAGAUGUUGGGGGGUCUGGUCCUACAGGGCCCUCACUGGCCUUCAGGUCCGAGCCAGAGGCCAGCGGCUCGGAGAGCGGCAUCAGCUCCAGCAGUAGUGGAGUGCCAGACCAGCCACAACCAACACCCCCGCCUAGCAAUGCUGCUGCAGAGGCAGAUAGGAGAGUUAGCCAGCUCAAGACCCAGCUGAGCACCCUCACCAGCUCACUGGCCACAGUCACUCAGGAAAAGUCAAGGAUGGAGGCCAGUUUCCAGGCUGACAAAAGGAUCAUGAAGCAGGAGCUUGAGGAGCUGCAGGGGAGGCUGGAGGAGUGCAAGAAGCAGCACGAGGUGGAGCUGCAAGCCCUGCAGGAGCAGCUGGCUGAGAGCAAGGCCCGGGUCAUCACCCAGCAGCACGAGAGAGAGCAGGAGCAGGGCGACCAUGCCCACAUGCUACGGGAGCUCCAGAAGCUCCUCCAGGAGGAGAGGGAUCUGAGGCAGGACACUGAGCUCAAGUUAGAAGACUCAAGGGCAGCUCUGCUGGAAACCACACAGGCAGUGGACCGGGGGAUUGAGUUUGAGGCACGGCUAAAGGAAGUGAUGGAGGAACGAGAGCAGAUGAGAAAGAGACUGCAAGCAGUAGAGGCUGAGAAGAGCAAACCAGACCCAAGGGUAGAGGAGCUGCAGCAGGAGCUGGCAGAGCUCAAAAAUCACUACCAGCAGCAGUUACAGCAUGAAAUCAGAAAGGCGUCUCAGGCAGAGGAGCAUGCACGUGAACAAGCCCAAGCAGAGGAAAGCAGGGUGGCCAGUCUCGAGGAGCGAGUGUCUGAGCUGUCGGAGCUGCUGGGGGCUUGUGAGAAAGCUCGACAGAGAGACCAGCAGACCGCACACCGGCUGAAGGAGCGCAUCCUGCAGCUGGACACAGAAAACAAGACAUUGGCCAUCGCUGCCUCCAGCAGGGUCUCCUCUGACCUCAGCAUGGAUGAGGCCAACCUGGAUGUCAAUGUACUGAAAGAAAAGCUGGAAAAAGUCAAAAAGCUGCUGCUGUUGGCCUCUCAGAGGAAUCCUGAGCAGACGCUGGAGAUCGAGAAGCUCGCUGAGAUGGAGGGUGAGCAGGGCAGAACAGAGUUCUUUGAUGGAGAGAAGGCCUCGGUGCUCUACUACCAGCAGGAGCUGCGGCAGCUAAAGGAGGAGUUUGAGCGUUAUAAAGUACGGGCCCAAGUGGUGCUGAAGAACAAAAACGCUAAGGACGGUUGCCAAGCCAAGGAGCUGGAGGAAGCCCGUGAACAGCUGGCCGAGCUGAAGGAAAAGUACAUCAAUCUGCGCAUCCAAAGUGACGAGGCUGAGGUCAAGCACAGAAAUGAACUGGAGGAGCGUCAGCAGCGUCUGAUUGGACUGCAGCAGAGCCACAAACAGGAUCUGGAAAGAGUAGACGCCCAACACAGAGAGAGCCUGCUCAAGCUGGAGGGGGAACUGCACAAGCAGAGGGACCGUACUAUGGCCCUGCUGGCCGAGAAAGACCAAGAACUGGAGAAGCUGCGCUCAGCUGCUCCGAGCUAUGGCCUGCUUGGCCACCGGGGGCACAGCAGCAGCGACGAAGGAGACAGGGUGGCAGACUCCAGAGCGAUGGCAGACGGGGGCAGCAGCAGCAACAGCGAUGAGGCUAAUGUGGACGACCCCGCUCAGGACGAGAGUGACAUCAUCACCCAAGCCCUGAGACUGGCAGGGCCCAAUGAGCCCACCCUGCUCCUGUACGCCGAGCAGCUAGCCAGGAAGGAGGUGGAGAUCGGCUCCCUGCGCAGGCAGAAGCACCGUCUGGAGGAGGACGUGCACCAGCUGCAGGGGAAACUCAUCGCUAAUGGAGAGCGGCACGAUGAAGAAGUGGCUGACCUGCGAGUCCAGCUGGACAAACUGCUGAGAGACCAGGGCAGGGAAGGAGCCAACCUGGAAUACCUCAAAAACGUCAUCUACAAGUUCCUCACCCUUCAGGACAGCAGCGGGCGGCAGCAGACUCUCAACGCCAUACUGACCAUCUUACACUUUAGUCCCCAAGAGAAGCAGGCUGUGUUUAAACUGCAGGGAUCGACGUGGUGGCAGCCAGUCAAGAGAUAAUACUACUUUACUAAGAAGGGAGCAGUCAAAUCACUACUCAGUUGCCUCAGUGGAGUGUAUUUAUUUAGGGGCGGUGCUGGGAAGCAGACUCUAGCAUCAUAUUUAAUCAUUGAUGCUGUUAUUUAGUUGCCUGCUAUCAAGGAUGAACUGUCAUCUCAUUACACUCUGUUACUGCAGAAUUGCUCCAAACUUUUUAAAGUGAUUGUGUAAUUCACAGGUCUGCAGCAAGGCCAGAUUUUUUUGAUCUGAUACACCUUCCUUCAUUCAGUCGAAGGCACCAGAGUUCAGUUUUCAAAGUGAUACCAUGACAGCAGUGUUGGUGAGGUUACUUUUGAAAUGUAAGGGGGUACAGAUUACUAGUUACUCUAGUUGCAACUAUGCAACUAUUUUAAUUACUUCAUCAAAGUAAUGUAACUUAUUACAUUUGAUUACUUUUUGAUUGCUUGUCUAACAAAUGUUUUCAACCAGACAAUAAAGCUGCAGUGUCCCAAAAACAUAAAUUAUACCAGACAGUGUAAACCUCACAGCAGAUCUCAACACUAAGUGACAUUUUUUUUUUUUAUUAAAAAUUCUUCAGUAUAACCUGAAUUAAGAUCGGAAUGUUUUGAUUUUUAGGCACAACCACCAAAAGAGAUCACCAGUAUGUAGAUCACAAACAAAGCACUGUGAUGUGCUCAGCUGGUCGCAGCCAGCCAAGAGUCAGGUUGCUCAGAGCGAUGGGCACUGAUUUAAUUGGCAGACAAGAGACAGUGCAGAUUCAAAUGAGAACAAAUCAAAAACAAUGCUAAAAAUUUUAGCACAUACUGCCAAAUAAAUGGAGCCUGUCUAAAUUUAGAGGCAGUUUCUUGUAUUCCCUGGAUGGUGUUGCACUCAAAUUUGUCCCAACAGCUUUGGUGAUCUGUGUUGUCCAGAAAUCUGCCAACAGAAGGCAUUUUUGCACAGCAAAAAGAUGCAAAGCAGCAGAAUGAAUGUUAUAUUCCACAUGUAAGCUUUUCACUGAAAAGAAUACAUUGGGAUGUAACCCCCCCUUGUAAUCACCAACUUUAGGAUUGGUAACUAAUUUAAUAUUUUUUUCCCUUAGUACCUGUAACUGGUUACAAUUUAUUUUGUAAUGUAUUUACAUGCAAGUAGUUACAUGUAACUACUGAAUCCCCAACACUGCAUAACAGCCACGCACAUUAUGAGGGAAAAUGUAGUUUGAUUGCCUUGAGAAUUUUCAUUCCAUCAAUGAGGAAAAAUACCUCUAAUCUUGCACAUAAACCUCUGCAGUUAUUUAAACAUUUGAACCAUUGCCCUGUGUGAAACAAAAAUAUAUAUUUGAGUGAUUAAAAUUAUCUUAUGUCAAGUGCAUAAUGUAGCUUCAGUGCUUUCUCCCUUGUAUGUAUUGUGUAUAUAUCAAGAUCUUUGACGGUGGGUAAUUUUUCAAGCAGUGGUUUGGAUGAUGACUUUUGUUAAUGCAGUACUUCAUAUCAUUUAUGUAUAUUUUUGAUUCCCUGGUUGAAAUAAAGCUAUUUUUCCCUUGUUCA